UCAUUGGUUCAGCUCAUACUUUUCGAUAGUGUCGUAUCUAUAUGAUAGUAUCACGAACGUUUCUGAACGCGCGUUUGCUAUGGGCGAUUAACCUCAAUCUUCUCGCGAAUCAUACGAAAGGUUAGGUUUGUUAAGCAGACGACGGGCGUGAUGUAAUGUCGCGCGCAUUUGUGCAACACGUGCACACGUGUUUUUUUCAUCGGCUUGCAUUAUUCGCGCACGUUCACGCACGUCGCUCCGUCAUGAACGGUACAGAUCUCAGGAAACAUCCACGAUUCAAAUUAUUCAGCCUCCAAUAAUUGCUGCGCUGUUAAUAAUCGUGCGGAUUUUUCACAUUUGUAUCUUUUUACAAGACCCGGCGCGACGCGGAGCAGGGUUUUAAUUAGUAGAUCACUUUUCUUCUGUCAGCUGAAACCGAUGACGUUUCUCGAAGUCCUCACGUUAAUCAGACCCAACGAAGCGGAGCAUAUUAACACGGCAAGAAGAUGCUUCACGAGGAACCUGCAGCGAAUCUCUCAACGAGAGAUGUCCUACUCGCAUCGUUUAUCUCAGGCGCUCUUGCAGGGAUUGUUUGUGACGUGACGCUCUUUCCAUUCGACACCCUGAAAACGCGUUUACAAAGCCAACAUGGAUUUUUCCAAUCCGGUGGUUUCAGACACCUGUAUAAAGGCUUGGGUCCCGUGGUGCUCGGUUCGGCUCCGUCAGCCGCUAUAUUUUUUAUCACUUACGAAGGAAUAAAACAGUAUUCGCAGCCGUGCAUACCAGAUCAGUAUCACUCCAUUAUACACAUGGUCGCAGCAUCGUCUUCAGAAAUAACUGCUUGCUCGGUUCGAGUACCAGUCGAGGUAGUUAAACAGAGGAAACAGGCGCUUCUAUCCACGCAUCGAUUGAAAUUAAGAACACUAUAUCGCGGUUAUGGAAGCACUGUCCUACGGGAUUUGCCAUUCGGCGUGAUCCAAAUGCCGUUAUGGGAAUAUUUCAAGUUUUAUUGGACUCGGCAAAUACAGCGUGAGUGUACACCCUUCGAAGGUGCCACUUGUGGAUCCGCAUCGGUCGCUAUAUCAGCUGCCAUAACAACGCCAUUAGACGUCGCAAAAACUAGAAUUAUGUUGUCCAGUACAUCGGCGGAAAAAGAAGAAGUUAGGAUAUCAACAAUGUUAAAAGAGGUUUACAGAGACCAUGGCGUUAAAGGCAUAUCAAGAGUUUUAGAAGAAAAUAAAACAAUUUCUAGUUCCUACAUAAGGAAUAAGUACAAGUGCUUAAGAUUUUCUACGGAAAAUUUUGAAAAAAGAAAACCUAUAUUUCAUGUUACACUCAAGAAUUGUGAUUAUAUCAGUUCGAAUCUUAUCGCAAUUGUGAUUCAUAAUCAUGUAUGAAUAUGAUUAUGAUCAAUUAAAUAUCAUUUGCCAAUAUAAAAAAAAUUAUCUUCAAGCUGAUUUAAGUCAUGAGGCACAUAUUUAAAAAUAUUUCUUAAUUAUAUAUAUAUAUAUAUUACUUCAAUUAUAAAAAAUACGAUAUCAUAUGGACACAUUCUAUACUUUUUUAAAUUUACUAUUUGCUGAAAAAUCUAAUUUUGCUAUGCUAACAACAUUGCGUGUAUAAAAUUCUAAAUUCUUGCUAAUUACUGAGCAAAACAAUAUCACAUUGGUCAUUAACAAAACAGCAGAAUCUAUUUUAUUACGAGAAUAUUAUAAUAUCUGGGACAAAUUAUCUAGUAUUAAAAACAUAAAGGAAUAUAAUGAGUAUUAAUACUGAUUCUGUUAGGUUGCGCAACAAUACCUUUCUUUAGUCUGUUUGCUCAGGACAAUUGCUUCUUCUACUUUUUGUAAAUUUUCUGGAUUGGACACGAAAUCUUGUACGAUUUCAUCGAACAUCUCGGCUGUAAAAAACAGAUACAAUAAAUA
This is a messenger RNA of Monomorium pharaonis (pharaoh ant), 1904 nucleotides long. Its product is annotated as S-adenosylmethionine mitochondrial carrier protein. Gene Ontology annotation, molecular function: S-adenosyl-L-methionine transmembrane transporter activity. The transcript has 6 exons. Gene Ontology annotation, cellular component: mitochondrial inner membrane. The coding region runs from base 486 to 1376 and encodes 296 amino acids. The record is from RefSeq and is a predicted model, not a curated record. NCBI's taxonomy places the organism in Eukaryota, Metazoa, Arthropoda, Insecta, Hymenoptera, Formicidae.